Molecule: messenger RNA, 997 nt
Organism: Dendrobium catenatum
Lineage: Eukaryota; Viridiplantae; Streptophyta; Magnoliopsida; Asparagales; Orchidaceae
Exons: 2
Coding region: 135-917 (260 amino acids)
Source: RefSeq, a predicted model, not a curated record
CUUUCGUUCUUCAGCCUCAAGAUCUACAGCUCUUUCUCUUCUUCACUCCACCUAUCGGGCGCACGAGCUAACUUCUUCUUCUUCUUCAUCUGCUUUGCUUCGCUGAUUCUUUUUCUGCUCUGCUUCACUAAUUGAUGAGGAUAAGGAAGCAGGCGUCGAAGCUCUUAGGAUGGGCUUACCAUUCUCCGUUUGCUUCUUCAUCUGCUCAGCCGCCGUCCGAAGCUGACGCCGGCGAGAUUCAGUGCCAGCUUAAUCUCUCUCCGUGGGAUGCCAUCAAUAGUCCCCAGUACACGAUCUCCCAGGAAGAGUUGGAGACCGCGGACGAGUCGCCGGAAAUUACCGUUGCCGGAAACGUCUUCCUGGACAAGGAAAAGGAGGAGGAGAAUGAAGAAUUAGAAUACAAAGCGGAGGAGAAAGAAUCGGAACCCGCGGGCGUGAUGAAAUGCAAGAAAACCGACGGCAAAAGAUGGCGCUGCAAGCGCCUCGCGAAGCCCCCGCACUCUCUUUGCAGCUACCACCUCACCCAGCUCCGCUCCUACCGCGCUCGCUUCGAAGACCAAGUCCCCGGCGACCACCGAAAGAAACCUCCUUUCGCCGUGGAUUGCGGCGGAGCCGCCUCCAAAUACUACUACUACUACUCCAUUCUGGGACCUUGGUGGGGUAAACGCAGAGGUCCUGUCAACGAAAGUACUGAGUGGAAUGCGGAGAACGACAUUUCUUCGAAGGAUUGCAAUGGAAAAAUAGCAGAUUUUGAAACUACAGUCGAUGGUGAUAAUGGUGAAGAAGAAGAAGAAGAAGCAGUAGCAGAAGAUGUUGAGAUCCCCGGUAACGUUACCUAUAAGAAGAGGAAGAAGAGGGUGAUGAAGAGGAGAGGGAGAAAGCCUGUGAAGUCUCGCUCGCUAAAAUCCCUUCUUUGAUUUAAUUCACAGUUUGGUGAUCAAAUUUUGUAGAGUUGUUCACAUAACAUAUUAAUUAGAGACUUCUGUGGAUUUAUAUC